Messenger RNA from Phalaenopsis equestris, 2340 nucleotides. RefSeq lists its product as uncharacterized. Gene Ontology annotation, biological process: mRNA destabilization. The record is from RefSeq and is a predicted model, not a curated record. The transcript has 9 exons. The coding region runs from base 205 to 2340 and encodes 711 amino acids. Gene Ontology annotation, molecular function: mRNA binding. Gene Ontology annotation, cellular component: cytoplasm. NCBI's taxonomy places the organism in Eukaryota, Viridiplantae, Streptophyta, Magnoliopsida, Asparagales, Orchidaceae.
CCAAAACCCCUCUCUAUCUCCUGUGGCGGCGCUAGCUCUUCUUUCUCGCUCCUAGGGUUUUGCUGAUAUUUCUAAUUUCAACUCUUCACUCACUCUCCAUCGUUCCAUCUUCUUCCCCUGGUGUUAAGGUUUCGAUCUAUCAUCCUACACCAACUUGAUAUCCAGUUUCGAUUCUGUCUCAAGUCCUCUGCGCUAGAUCCGAUUAUGGCGGCCGUUGCCCCCGCUGCAGAUCAAGCUGCAGAUUUGCUGCAGAAGCUAACGUUGGAAUCCAAGAGCAAGACUCAUGAUGCUCCUGAGGUUGCUAAGAAGCCAACAGGGAUUCAGUAUGGUUCAGCAAAUGGCGUGGAAGCACCGAAGGUUCAGAUUCCUUCAUCAGAGAGAUCUGUAACACCUGUUCUUCCGGAGUACAUGGAUCAUAAUAUUUGGUAUCUGCAUAACGGUUAUCCGUCGUCAGCUUAUUAUUACAGAGGUUAUGAUGGUUCGAUGGGAGAUUGGGACGAGUAUUCUAGAUAUUUAAGCCCUGAAGGAGUGGAGAUGCCACAUGGAGUUUAUGGUGAUUUGUAUCACCAUGGAUAUGGAUAUACACCUUAUGGUGCUUAUCCCUCUUCUGCUUCUACUGUUCCGCCUCUUGGUCAUGACAGCCAAAUGUACGGCACCCAACAUUACCAAUAUCCUUCUCCAUAUUUCCAGCCCCAAGCAGUCCCAAAUGGAACAUACUCGUCCAACAACGUUCCUACUUCUCAGGCAGAAGUUAAUUCACCUUCUGUUGCAGAUCCGGCUCCUGUGUCUGUAGAUGCUGCAAAAUCAAAUUCAAAUGGGGUCAAUAAUGUUAGUGUUACCGGGAACAGUGGGCCCCAAUCUCUAAAACAAAAUCAGCAAAAUUCAACCUUUACUUCGAAUGGCUCAUAUGGUAGAGGUUAUUUACUCGGCAGUCACCCCUCUCCUGGGUACCAAGAUCCAAGAUUCAAUUUUGAUGGAAUGCGGUCGCCCAUUCCGUGGUUUGAUGGAUCUACUUUCUCUGAUGCUCAUGUUAGAUCCACUACAACCAAUGCUGCAUCUUCAACUGCUUCGAAUAAUGCUAAUUCCGCAUCAUUACGAAAUCAGAAUGCUCGUUCCGUCCCCCAACUCAUGGGUUUGCAUUCUCCACGACCAACCCCUGGUAUGGUGCCGACCGCUCACGGUAUCAUAAACAGGAUGUACCCAACGAACCGGACGAAUGGACAGUGCGGCAAUGCAUUUAGAUCCGGAAAUGCUUUUGAAACGAAUAUUUACGACUCCAGAAUUAACGGUCGUUGGGGUAUGUUUGUGGAUGGAAAAUACAAGCCUAGAGGCCGCGGUAAUGGAUAUUAUGGAUUCGAAAAUGAUAAUGGUGAUGGAUUAAGCGAAUUAAACAGAGGACUGAGAGCCAACCGCUUUAAAAAUUAUUACAAGGCUCCGGUAACUACAAUUACAAUUGCAGCUAAAGGGCAGAGCCUUCCUCCUUAUGAAAAUGUGGAGGAUCCCAGUGUUGUACCUGGCAAAGAACAGUAUAAUAGAGCUGAUUUCUCUGAUAAAUACACGGUGGCCAAAUUUUUCGUCAUAAAGUCGUAUAGCGAAGAUGAUAUUCACAAGAGUAUCAAAUACAAUGUUUGGGCCAGCACGCCCAAUGGUAACAAGAAACUCGAUGCAGCUUACAAGGAGGCGAAGGAGAUGACAGUUGAAUGCCCGGUGUUUUUGUUCUUUUCUGUAAAUACAAGUGGUCAGUUUGUCGGUGUUGCGGAAAUGGUUGGGCCUGUGGAUUUUAAUAAGACGGUGGAUUACUGGCAGCAGGAUAAGUGGAAUGGUUGCUUCAGUGUAAAGUGGCAUAUUGUAAAAGAUGUACCAAACAAUCUUCUGAAGCACAUAGCAAUCGAGAGCAAUGACAACAAACCCGUCACUAAUAGCAGAGACACUCAGGAGGUGAAACUUGAGCAAGGUAAUCAAAUGCUUAAGAUUUUCAAGGAGCAUACAAGCAAGACAUCCAUUUUGGAUGAUUUUGGUUUCUAUGAGAAUCGUCAAAAGGUUAUGCAAGAAAAGAGGGCUAAACAGCUACAGCAUAGCAAGCUGAUUGUUGAUUUGAAACCAGCAGAAACGGUGGAUGAAAUGGGCAAGGAAGGGAUCAAUGGAAACCCUAGAUUGCAGAAACCUUUGGAAUCAGUCACAGUUCUAAAGAAGGAGGUUAAUUCGGCCGGCCUUGGUGAACGGAAGCUAGCGGAUGACAGUGCUUUGCCUGCAGUCUCCAGUGAUGCCACCAAGGGAGCAAGACCGGUGCCGGAAAAGCGAGUCAUAACAACCACAAACGGUGCUUCAAAUGGCUGCUAA